CCUUCUCUCUGCGCUCUCUUUAAAUACGUGAACUCUCGCAUUGUCCCCAUCAUUUCCUAGUAGAAAAAAAUCCACUAAAAUUUAUUUUUCCAAAUAGUUUUAGUGUAAUGAUAACGUCGAAAGUGUUUCUGGCGGCCUCUGCUGGCCCAUCAAAAGUUUUUCAAAAAAUGACGGAACCAAAUUUGUGCCGAAAAUUGGUAAAGUUUGAGACGGAAAGCGGGAAGAAAGUGGAGCUGGAUGCGGUUUAUGAGGACUCCCUUACUUCCGGCUCACCAUUUGGUACUGUAGUUGCUUUCCACGGCUCCCCUGGGUCUCACAACGAUUUCAAGUACAUUCGGAGCAAGCUGGAUGACUUAAAAAUUAGAUUCAUUGGAGUCAAUUAUCCAGGCUUCACGUUUACAAAUGAGUACCCCGACCAAAAACAUAUCAACAUCGAACGGCAAAACUAUUCGAAUGCACUGCUGGAUGAGCUAGGCAUCGAUGGAAAAAUGGCGUACAUCGGUCACAGUCGUGGAUGUGAGAAUGCUCUUCAGACGGCUGUGGCUCGAGAUGCUCACGGAAUUGUGCUCAUCAAUCCGACUGGUCUGAGGAUUCAUAAGGGAAUCAACCCGAUUUCUAGAAUGACAACUGUGGAUUCAAUUUAUAAAAUGCUACCAUUAUUCCUCGGAAAUGCCAUGAUGUUGGGCGUAUAUAAAGCUUUUGGAUUCAAAAUCACUACUGGCGAGGAGGCCGUCAACUCGAUGAGAUCUAUGAUAAAUGUCUCGUUGGGAGGACAACUUGAGUUUAUUGAAAAGACAAACGAUAUGAAUGUCAAAAAACUGAUUGUUUUCGCCGGAAAAGAUCACCUCGUCGAGGAGGAAAUUGUUUUUGAGACGCUCGAGAAGCAUGAAGGAUUGCAGCAUUUUAACAUUGACAAAGAGAUCUCAGAAGCCGAGAGACUGAAAAUCCUUGAUUCCUUUACGGGGACUCAACGUGGAGCUUCGGUUUUCGUCGCGCAGGACAAUCAUUUUCAGAACAAAUCGAGAGCCGGCCUGGUAGCUGAGGCUUGUAAAGCCAUGUUUGAAAAUGAGAAAACGAGUAGAAAUAAAUUGUGAAUCAUGUAAUGAAGACUUAGAAGUGAUUUUUUGAAUUUUUUGUGUAUUAAAAAAAAAACUAAAAGUGAUUUUUUGCAAGUUUUGAAAGUUUUUUCCCGAAAAUAAAGUUUAUUCAGGGGUG
Messenger RNA from Caenorhabditis elegans, 1215 nucleotides. RefSeq names its product AB hydrolase-1 domain-containing protein (gene Y73C8B.3). Bases 108 to 1094 code for a protein of 328 amino acids. The transcript is spliced from 6 exons. Lineage: Eukaryota; Metazoa; Nematoda; Chromadorea; Rhabditida; Rhabditidae. The record is from RefSeq and is marked reviewed.